This is a messenger RNA of Colletes gigas, 345 nucleotides long. RefSeq names its product cuticle protein 16.5-like. NCBI's taxonomy places the organism in Eukaryota, Metazoa, Arthropoda, Insecta, Hymenoptera, Colletidae. Bases 1 to 345 code for a protein of 114 amino acids. The record is from RefSeq and is a predicted model, not a curated record. The transcript is spliced from 2 exons.
AUGUUCAAGUUAGCGUGCAUCGUCCUCUCGCUGGCAGCAAUGGCGUCUGCUGGCUUCGUACCGGCCGCCCCUCUGGUCGCUGCCCCCGCGGCGGUCGCAGCAGCUCCGCUAGCAGCUCUUCCAGCGCCCAUCGUGACUGCCAGAAGUAGCCAAGUCGUCGCUAGGAACUACAACACGUUUGCGGCUGCACCUCUUGCAGCUGCACCUCUAGCAGCCGUGCACGCCGCAGUGCCUGCAGCGGUACCAGCAGCCUCACCGUUUGCCUUUGCUGCGCAUGCUGCACCCCUGUCGUACGCUCAUCUCGCCUACGCAGCUCCAUACGCCGCUCCAUACGCAUUGCCUUGA